Messenger RNA from Closterium sp. Naga37s-1, 1590 nucleotides. Lineage: Eukaryota; Viridiplantae; Streptophyta; Zygnematophyceae; Desmidiales; Closteriaceae. The record is from the annotation of a GenBank genome assembly.
AUGGAUUCCAGACCCGAGCCGCCGUCAACUGUACCGGCGACAGAGGCGCGACCCGUAUCCCACUUCAAUCCUCGUCCGUUCCCGUUCUUGCUGGUCCUCGUCGGCACGCCAGGCAGCGGCAAGAGCAGAUUUGCCGGACUCUUGAUCGCGGAUGCCGCUUUACGAUAUGAGCGCGUUUGCCAGGACGUGGCGUCAGCGCGAGGGACUCCUGGCACUCGGAAGCAGUGCUUGGCGCAAGUGAGGCGCCACCUACUGUCAGGGGCGAGCGUGGUGCUGGAUCGCUGCAACAUGAGCGUGGAGCAGCGCGCCGAGUUCCUCGCGCUCGCGCGCGCCUGCAACGUGCAGUCGCACGUGCUCGUAUUCGAGCUUCCCGUGGCGCUCGUCGUGCAGCGCGCGGUCAACCGAGUUAACCACGAGGGUGGCGUGCAGGGCCCCAGGGCGGCGGGCAUCAUACGACACCAGAUGAAGAUGCGCGAGCCGCCGGCUGCGGCGGAGAGCUUUCAGCGCGUCACUGUGUGCCGCACCGACGCCCACGUGGACCAGGCGCUCGCCUUCUACCGCGCCCUCUGCCCCUCCGCUUUCGCUGCUGCCAGUGGUGGUGGAGCUGCUGAGGGUCCUGGCUUGGUGGGGCUGCAAGGGGCGGGAGGAGGAAGGCUGGAGGUGCAAGGAAUGCAGCAGAGGCAGGGGGAAGAGGAGCUAGACGCGCGGGUACGGGAGAUGCAGCUGGGGCACUGGAGAAGGGGGGAAGAUGCGCAAGCGCAGGGACAGGGAGCAGAGGGAGCAGAGGGAGCGGGGCAGGGAGGUCGGGAGGGCCCAGGGCGUCUAUGGUGGCAAGGUCGUGCGGAGAGAGAGCGGGGUGCAGGCCUCGUGGACGGGCGGGGGGAGGGCCUUGUGGAUGCGCACGGGGAAAGGCUCAUCAAUGGACGGGGGGAGGGUUGCGCGGAUGGGCGGGGAACAGAGGGGGGUGAAUGGCGACAUGUGCAAGCACAUUGGAACCUGGAGGGCUCGUAUGGGUUGAGGCAAGACAGAUGUGAGCAGGUUGCUCCUGCCGCUAAUGAGGGGGCUGAGAAGAACGAGGGUCGACAAAGAGGAGGGGAGGGAGGAGGCAAGGACGACGAGCACGAUCAGCAGAGGGGGGAGCGCAGAGAUCACUGGAAGGUGGACGGAAACAAGGGAGAGGAGAAGGACGAUGAGCAAGACGAGGAGGAGCAGCAGCCGCCACAGCCACCGCCGCAGCAGCAGCAGCAGCAACAACAAGCGCAGCAGCAGGAGGCAGCAGGGCGGUGGGUGCUGGCGUUUCCGUCCAUCUCAACGGCUGAUUUCAAGUUUGACAGGGAGAGGGCGGCUGCAGUGGUGCUUGACUGCGUCACUGAGUUCCUCUGGCGCAACGGGGCAGCAGCCACGGCAGCACCACUGCCAGGAGUGCGGGCGAGGGCAGAGUGGGUGGCGAGGGUGGUGGGGAUCGUGAGAAUGGUGAGGGUGGUGCGGGUGAUGUGGUGGGAGGAGGGAGAGAAGGGAGCAGAUUUGAAGGGAGGCUUACAAGUGGAGAGUGAAGCGCCUGGCUCGCCAGCGGGGGCUGCCGUUCGUUGA